AUGUCGAACGCUAGUAACAAAAAAGCUUUAGAAUUACUCUUUGAUCGUCCUUUGGAACCCGUCUUUACAGCGAGAGAUGAUGGCAAGGCGGUUUUUGACCUACCUGAAAGCUUUUAUAAUGAACAAUAUUCGGAUGUAAAGGACGACAUUGGAUCUCGGUUUGGCGAUGGAUUUGAAGUUCGAAUUCCUGUACGUGAUCUACCGCAAAAGCCAGAUUUAAAAUUUGCUCAAAGAUUAGGCAAGCGUAGUCAGUUUUCGCUUUUCAACAGGAAUCACCAAGAAAUUGCAGCGAAGUUAAUUGAAAUAUUUUUGAACGCACCCAGUGAAGAUCUUUUCAUAUCCACGUGCGCUUACUGUAAAGAUCGGGUGAAUCCUUUCUUGUUUCAGUACUGCUUUUCGGUGGCCGUUCAACACAGAGCCGAUACAAAGAAUUUCCCAAUAAAACCAAUUGCUGAAACAUUUCCACAAAAUUUUGUGGAACCAUCCGUUUUUCAAGAAGCUCGUGCGGAAAGUGAAGUGGUCACAGAUCAAGGAACCCGGCGUCACAUUAUAAUUCCCCUAAACUACACCGCCUCUGAUCGAGAGAAAGAACAACGAUUGGCAUAUUUCAGGGAGGAUAUAGGCGUAAAUAGUCAUCAUUGGCAUUGGCAUUUAGUGUAUCCUGGUUAUGGUCCUUUGGACAUUGUAAAGAAAGACCGACGGGGAGAACUAUUCUAUUACAUGCAUCAUCAGAUUUUAGCUCGGUACAAUACAGAACGUUUUUGUAACAACUUAGCAAAGUUGCGGCCAUUAAAUGAUUUACGUUCACCAAUCUCGGAGGGUUAUUUUCCCAAAAUUAUGAGCAGUUUAAACAGCAGAACCUAUCCCGGACGCAACGUCAACAGUGAGCUAGCAGAUAUCGACCGUGACGAUACUCAUUUGGAAAUUUCUGACAUGAGGCGCUGGGCCGAUCGCAUAAUUGCCGCCAUUGACAAAGGAUAUGUUACAGAUUCGGAUGGGAAAGAAAUUCCUUUGGACCCGAAAAAGGGUAUUGAUAUUUUGGGAGACCUUAUUGAAGCCACUAGCCUAUCGGUCAAUCCAGAAUACUACGGAAACUUGCACAAUCAAGGUCACAAUGCUAUAUCGUUUUGCCACGAUCCCGAAGCACGUUUUCUGGAAGAUUUCGGUGUUAUGGGAGAUGUCACAACAGCUAUGCGCGAUCCCGUUUUCUAUAGAUGGCACGGAUUUAUUGAUAGCAUUUUCAACCGCCAUAAAGAGCGUCUCAAUUCAUAUGACGAAAAGGAGCUCUCAUUCAAUGGAGUUGUAAUUAAUAGUUUGGAAGUAACUUUAACGUCCGCAAGCGUAACUCCUAACAACCUCUUGACUUAUUUGGAGAGGUCAGAUGUAAAUUUAGCAGCUGGAUUAGACUUCGGUCCCAAAGGCAAUAUUUAUGCAACAUUCACACACUUACAACAUGCUCCGUUUAAGUAUGUAAUCGGAGUUACUAACAACAGAAACACGCCAAUAAAAGGCACUUGCCGCAUAUUCCUAUGUCCUAAGUCAGAUGAGCGUGGAACUCCCCUAAAUUUGAAUGAACAAAGACAAUUGGCUAUUGAGAUGGAUAAAUUCAAAGUAACCCUGGAUCCGGGUGUAAAUCAUAUACACCAAAUGUCAAGCAAUUCAAGUGUUACAAUUCCAUACGAGCGCUCUUUUCGUCCCAUUGGUCCCAACAAUCAGCCAAAAGAUCAAGAAGAGUUGCGCGAAUUUCAGUUCUGUGGUUGCGGUUGGCCUCAACACUUGCUUCUUCCCAAAGGUAAACCAGAUGGCAUGCACUUUGAUUUAUUCGUAAUGAUAUCCGAUAUGAAUGGUGACGCUGUUAAUCAGCCUGAUUUGCUGGAAAGUCGCUGCAAUGAUUCCUCAUCAUUCUGUGGCCUUAAGGACAAACUGUAUCCGGACAAUCGUUCGAUGGGUUAUCCUUUCGAUAGAAAAUUCACAAGGGAAAUUCAAUCUCUUCAAAGAUUAACAGAAAUAUAUACUAAUAUGAAAAUUGCCGAUAUAACUAUAAAAUUCAACAACGUAAUUAUUGACAAAGAAAAGUGA
Musca vetustissima is the source of this 2079-nucleotide messenger RNA. Its product is annotated as phenoloxidase 2-like. Gene Ontology annotation, molecular function: oxidoreductase activity. NCBI's taxonomy places the organism in Eukaryota, Metazoa, Arthropoda, Insecta, Diptera, Muscidae. Bases 1 to 2079 code for a protein of 692 amino acids. The record is from RefSeq and is a predicted model, not a curated record. The transcript is spliced from 5 exons.